AUGUUUGCUAGCAUAUAUGGCCUAAAGCGUCUGUCAAUGGGGGAUGCCAUUCGGUCUGUGUUAGAAAAUCAGCCAGACACAGAGCUUGCAUUAGACAUAAAAGGUCUUCUUGUAAAGGGGCUAGCUGUGCCUGAUGAGCUUGCAAUCAGAUGUCUAGAAGUGGCACUGAUGGAUCUUCCAUGUAAUACUACAGGGGUGGUUCUGGAUGGAUAUCCAGCAACUGAACAACAAGCUGUCCUUCUGCAAGCCUGCAGCAUAAUUCCUAUAAAGAUCUUCGAAUUAGAAAUACCAAUGAAAGAGAUUUUAAACAGAGGACAACUGGAUAAAAAGGAAUCAAAAAGGCCAUACCCUGUACAUGACAGUGCACAGAUAUUAACUGUGAAAAACUCCAAUUACAAGCAGGGUAUCCAGCAUAUUAAAGAAUAUUAUAUGAUGCAACAUCAAAACUGGUGUGAAGUAGAUGCCACACGGAGCAAAUGGUGGGUGUCCAAUAAAAUCCUUGAAGAAGUC
Messenger RNA from Staurois parvus, 510 nucleotides. The record is from the annotation of a GenBank genome assembly. NCBI's taxonomy places the organism in Eukaryota, Metazoa, Chordata, Amphibia, Anura, Ranidae.